UAUAAACAAGUACAUUAGAAGUAGAAGGACAUUGAGGAAGUGUGGAGGAUUUGGAGUGCUUUUUCCAUAGCCAACACAGUAUAAAAAAACCAACAUGGGAUCGUCUUCAUCUAGCCAGGGAUCGUCUUCAUCUAGUCAAGGAGGCAGCUCAUUAAAGCCGAAGACCGGCAACGCGUGGACCAAAACCUUGUUCUUCGACCCCGAAGCAGACAAAUUACAAAAGCAAGAUCACACCUUUCCUGACAACGAGCUUCUGAUAAAGAGUUUAACAUUCAUCCGAAUGAGAUGGACAACUAAAACUCAGGUCCAAGUUUAUACAGCAGCACACAAAAAAAACCGGAAAGACUAUGUACCAUUCAAUGUGCCCUUUUUUAAACAUGGCACACACAUUUUCUUGGUUGUCAGAGUUGGUUCUGAAACAUGGUUGUCCCUGGAGAUUAAUAAUGGGGGUAUUACAAUUCAGCAAAGCCAAAGACUUGAUGCUGUAAGAGAUUUUUGCCGGGGCGUAACGCGCAUAAACGUGAAAGGACCAAAACAAAGCAGCGGGGCAAAGGUCACAAUAGGUGAUUUAUUUGCAUGGUUACAGAAAAGGUCCAAACAGUGGAGGCAGUCAAACUGUUACGAUUUUGCUACCGAAAUGUUCGAAUAUCUUACUGAAACGACACUUGAAAUCACAAAGCCUGAGGACGUAUGUGGAAAUGAGAUAAAACCUGAUGAAGAUGGUAAAUAUUAUGCCUACAUCAACGCAGAGGCUGAUCCAGAAAAAGUGAGCUCAAAGUACUGGAUAACAGAUGAUAAACUGAAAUACCUACUUGAAUCGUAUCUUGACGCAGAUGAGAAAAUAAGGACUGUUACUGCCUAUAAGAUUCCUCUCUCCGAGAAACAGCUGACCUUUGUGCUAGUUUACCACCUAUUCAUAGUUUUUGAAACAGAUGCUUGGUGGUGGUCGAUCGAAAAAAAUAGUGAAGGCCUUACCAUUCAACGGAGCAAGAAACAAGAAGCUGUGCGGGACAGCUACCGACAGGCACCCAGGCUGUCAAAGGACCAAACUUAUUGGAAAAUUACUGAAGUGAAAUCCAAAGCUGGGAACAAGACGAUUAAGGAACUGAUAGCCUGGCUUGAAGAGGAGAAAUGGCUCAACCGCACCUACCACUACCUUUCCAGCAACUGCCAACACUUUGGUAACGCAGUGUUCAAUUAUGUAUCUGAAUGAUGCAGUCUUAAAAUUACAACAUAGAAAUUGUUACAAUGGAAAGAAAAUCAAGUCACCAGUAUCAAAGAAUAUACUCUGGCUGACUUACUAGGCCACACUUUUUUGUUACUUUCGAUUUUCCAAUCAAAAAUGUACUUUUUGUGCUUUGAAUGGGACAUGGGUAAAUCUAGGUUACUCAGAAAAUACGAAAAAUAUUUUGGUUUCAGGGUUCAGGGGGGGGGAGCAAAGACAUAUCCUCCCCAUAUUUGGGCAUGGGGGUAUAUCCCCCAUCAUAUUGAUUAACUAGAACUAUGAAUUUGCUUGGCAGCAAAUUGAAUGGUCCCCACUAAUUAGGGUUGAGGGAGGUGUGAAGAUGUACAAUGGAAGUUGUGAGGUAGGGAGGCACCUGGGUAGAAGAGCAAAGAAGGUAGUUGCUUUGUGGGAUUAAAUCAAGUACUUCUGUAUUUUGGAGUUGUCCAUAGGACUAACAUAGUAGCAGCAUCUGGUUUUCCUCAGAAUUGGCUAGUGGUGGUGGUUUUCAUGGCAGGCACAGCUGCUUUGGUCCAUUUAGGAAUAAUUGAGUUGUCAUUUGAAAAGGUAUGCCGUGUCAUGAAAAUUGAAGAUACAGUCAACCUUGCCAAAGUUGAACUUGCAUAUGCCGAGAUCUGAUUAAGUUGAAGCAAAUUUCAUGCUUAUCUUUUGAAUAAUCAUCACCUAAGUAGACUUUGUGUAAGUCGAAGAAAAAUCUAUGGUCCCAAUAGGUUCGACUAAGGUGAGGUCUACUGUACUACGUUUUGUUUUGAGAUGACAAUUCAAUUAAAUCCUUUUUUAUACUUUUGAUAGAAUAUGAAUAACUAAGAUACAAGAGAUUACUAGAAAUUUGAAAUUUGCUUGUCAGCAAAUUUGAUAGCCCCCACGGGCCCACACAGUACACGUAUGGAGGAUUGAAGUCUAUUCCGUUUCGCGGAUGAUCUAUUUCCGGACAAACACGCUCGCGCUUUCUCAAAAUCACACGCUCAAUAACAUUUAAACAACACCCUAACCUUUUCAGAUGGGCAGGAUGGAUCAUCGAUAAGCAUUUAAGGCUAUUCCUUUAUUUUAUUCCUACAUUCAACCGUCGUUCUUUGCUCAAAAUACUCGACAGCUCGCCACUUCGGGGGAUCCCCCACUUCGGCAAAGAGAUACCGCCGCCAUGAUGCAUGAGGAUAUGACGUCACCAUUACGGGGCGGAGCUUAUAUGCUAAUGUACGUGUCGUGCCGGAGAUUUGAAAGCAAAUCAGAAAAAUCGGCGCAUAAAAACGCUUCAAAGUCAUCAAAAUUAUCCAAAUUUCGAAAAGUCUUUGGUGACGUUGAAUGGUUGGGGUUAUGUUUGGUGGUAUACGGAAGAAAGAUUUUUGGUUUAUUUAGGUGUUUUAGAGAACACUCACAAUAAUGUUUGUGGGUGAACAGACAGAAGAAUGUAGAACUUCCAGCAAUCUCAAUAUGGUCCCCAGACUGUUGGUCUGGGGCCCAUAAUUAUGUGUUUGAAACUUACGUUUUAAAGCCUUAAGUGGUGUUUUAAACAGAUUUAAGCAUCCUGGUGGAAACCCCGGGUUUAGAAUAAGAUUUAGCUGCCACUUUUCCCCCACAUGUUAUAUUUUCACGCCAAAGUUCAUUUGCCUCCUUCCUGAUCAGCGCCCCUAGUGGUGAGCAUCAGGGCUGUUUACACGGGACCAAACUCAUCUAGAUCGAUCCAAGUCGGUCUAGAUAAGUCUGCCGCGUAAAUGUGCACGAAUGUGAUCUGGUCUGGUCCGGUUCGAUGAACAUACUGACGUCAUUCCGAAACAUACAUCAUUCACGACGUCGUGGGCGACGUGAUCUGGUCUGGUUUGGUCGGGUUUGGUCCCACGUAAACAGCGCUAGUGUCGUUUGGGCAAAAAUUGCCGACUUAUCACCUCAACGUUUGAUGUUUCCGACGUGAAGAAUGGGCCUACAAUCUACUAACCUUCG
Lineus longissimus is the source of this 3181-nucleotide messenger RNA. RefSeq lists its product as uncharacterized. Lineage: Eukaryota; Metazoa; Nemertea; Pilidiophora; Heteronemertea; Lineidae. The record is from RefSeq and is a predicted model, not a curated record. The transcript has 2 exons. Bases 95 to 1213 code for a protein of 372 amino acids.